Molecule: messenger RNA, 1454 nt
Organism: Caenorhabditis angaria
Lineage: Eukaryota; Metazoa; Nematoda; Chromadorea; Rhabditida; Rhabditidae
Source: the annotation of a GenBank genome assembly
AUGGGAGAACGUGAAGUCAAUCUUCCUCAAUUAUUUUCCGACGUUUCACGAACAAUCAACGGUAUUUCGAAUAUGAUGGGUGGUGGUGAAUCAUCUGGCGAUGGAAGCGGUUCAACAAGUGCUGGUGGCGGAACUUCGGGGGGAAGCUCGAUUUUUGGAAAUACUUGUUUCAAAGCUUGCGGAAUGGAAGAUAUUCAAUUUGCAGCCAGGGUGAGUAAAUAAAUAAAUAAAUAAAACUACAUUGUUUUAUUCAUAUUUUGUGUGAAACGGAAAACCGUAAAAUGAAAAAAGAGGAAAAAUCAAGCGUAGACAAACAUGCCUUUUUGUUCACACUUGACAAUGAACUUUCCUGAUUUGGAGAAGAAGAAGGAGCUCUUGUUUUGUAAACAUUCCAAUGUAUGUAUGUCUCAUGAAAUAUGAGUCGGUGUUCAGAAAUUGGAAUCGUGAUAUUGCAGGGGAAAUCAUAAGGUUGAUGAUAAAAUGAAUAUGAUUCAUUUUGAAAUUCAAAAAAAUUGUGAUGUUAGAUGUUGAUGACUUCAGAAUUAUUCUGUUGGGAGAAGCAAAAUAAACCAGGGAUUUUUAUAGUUUUAGGGUUGAUGAAUCUUUUUGUCAUAGAAUUUCAGUUUUUAGACCAACAGAAGAGUUUGGGUUUAUAUUUUUUGAGCAUUAGUAUUGAGAACUCAAUAGGUUUUUUUUUAUAAUAACUAUAUGGUUUCAGUUGAAAAAUACUCAAUCAAAUAUUAUUUUGAUUACAGAUAAAAUUGAUGUCAUCUAAACCGCACCCCAAAGAUUUCACCUAAAAAUUAAUUUGAAAGUUCUAAUACAAUUAUUUUUGAAAAAAUAUUUUGUGAUUAUUUUUCUAGUGGAAAAUUUUUCAAAGGUUUUUAUAAAAUGCGCGACUUGAUCGGUUAUCAAAUCCAAAUCUAAUUUGUAACGUGAAAAAUGUUAAUAUGUCAGAAAAUUUAUAAAUUAUCUAAAAUCCACAAGCUCCCGGAAAAACACAAACAACAUCCAAAUUUCAGUCAGCUGGUGAAAUGUUCAACACAAUCAAAUUCUGCGUUCUAAUGUCAACAAUUGUUUCACUUCUCAUUCUCUUCUUCCUUUCCUUGGCAUUUUGCUACUAUAUUUGUUCACAUAAUCAGGUGAGUCAGUAAAAAAAAGUUAUCCCAAACAAAUCAAAAUCAUUUGAUUUGUAUAUCUUUCAAAAUUGUCAAAUUAUUAUCACCUCUCAAUUUUUUGUCGCUUCCGAAAAAGUAAACAUUUCCCCUCAAAUCAAAAUCACGUUGUGUCAAUAAACUUUUUAAUAUUCUUGAAAGAAAAUUGGGGGAUUAACUGAAAUGAAGAUUUAUUUUCGAACUAAAUUUCAGAACUGUUCAAACUGCUCGAAUCGAAUUUCAUUGCCAUCAUUUUUCAAGCGAGUUGUUCCACCGCCGACUACAAAUAGUCAAAAAUAA